Messenger RNA from Juglans regia (Persian walnut), 2116 nucleotides. Its product is annotated as probable choline kinase 1. Lineage: Eukaryota; Viridiplantae; Streptophyta; Magnoliopsida; Fagales; Juglandaceae. The record is from RefSeq and is a predicted model, not a curated record. Gene Ontology annotation, molecular function: choline kinase activity; ethanolamine kinase activity. Gene Ontology annotation, biological process: phosphatidylethanolamine biosynthetic process; phosphatidylcholine biosynthetic process. Gene Ontology annotation, cellular component: cytoplasm. Bases 918 to 1952 code for a protein of 344 amino acids. The transcript has 8 exons.
GCACGAAGCAACAGUACACAAACACAUACAUAUAUAUAGCUUCUCGCUUCGUUGAUCUGUUUACGUUUCUCAAGGUCGUAGAAGCAAAAGCUUAGCACGCUUGUCACUUUUCCAUUGGUUUAGGACUUUAUUUUCCGUUUGGAAUCGGUCCGUUUCAUUUGGGCGCUGUAAUCUUACCAGCCCCAGAAUCUCUAAGCACAGUUCCAGAGGAAAGUAAGAAUAAGAAGAAGAGGAAUCUUGAAUCUUUGACACGCUUCACCUAGUACUUGGUCUCCUACACCGCUACACGUGGUAACUCCCUAUUGGCUUUGUUCAAAGGUUUCAACUAUGAUGCGUGGUGGUUUAACCUUAAUCCACUUGAGAUAUUAUAUUGCCAUCUCUUUCUUUUGCAGAGAAAGGAAACAAAAGCACGUUCUUGGUCAUAUGCUGAUUACAUACAAAUAAUAUCAUAGAUUGUUGAAGACUUUCAGCGUCUCUUCCUUCUUCAUUGGCAUUGAAAACUAGCCAAAAUUAAUCCAUCUCAAAUCGAUAUGCACACCUAGUGGCGCAAGCAACCCAACCUUGUUUUUGGUUGUAUAACCACAGAUCUUUUAUCUAGAUGCAUUUUGUUUCUUGACCGUGGAAAGGAAGGACCCACCCUAAUAUUUGUAUCAUUUUAUCUAUAAUAAUAUGCGUGCCUGAUUAGAAAAAAAAAAAAAAAAAAAAAUUCAUAGAUUGCAUCUGAUUCUUGGUCUUGUUUACUGUUUAAAGAGCAUAACUUUCAAACGCGGUUGAAUUCGCUUUCUGAGUUUAAAUAAAAGCUCACAACAAGUCUAGCAUCACCCUUGAAACUCUCUGCUCUUUCAAAGGACAGUUUUUUUUGGGUGAGAAAAGGUUAUACUUGGUAGGAAUUAGCUAGCUCACGGUGUUGAAGCGAUAUGGCCAUAAAGGAAAAAGGGUUUGUCAAAGGUUGUCUCCCUGAGGAACUAAAGAAAGUGCUUCGAUCGGUGGCUGCAAACUGGGGGGACGUGAUGGAUGAUAUGCAGGCGUUGCAGGUGAUCCAAUUGAGCGGUGCAAUGACCAAUGAGGUUUACCAGAUAAACUGGCCUACAAAGAAUGGUGAGGUUGUUAGAAAGGUCUUAGUUAGGAUUUAUGGUGAAGGAGUGGAGGUUUUCUUUAACAGGGACGAUGAGAUUAGGACGUUUGAGUGUAUUUCAAAGCACGGCCAGGGGCCUCGCCUUCUCGGUCGCUUCCCGGAUGGGCGGGUUGAGGAGUUCAUUCAUGCUAGGACAUUAUCCGCGGCUGACCUCCGAGAUCCUGAAAUUUCUGCUCUCAUAGCAGCUAAGAUGAGAGAGUUCCACAAUCUUGAUAUGCCUGGUCCAAAGAAUGGACUUGUCUGGGACAGAAUGAGAAACUGGCUCUGUGAGGCCAAAAGUUUGUGCUCUCCUCAAGACGCCAAGGAAUUUUGCUUGGAUUCUAUAGGGAAGGAAAUUAGUAUGCUAGAGAAAGAGUUGUCACAGGAUCAUAAAGAGGUUGGAUUUUGUCACAAUGACCUGCAAUAUGGUAAUAUAAUGAUGGACGAAGAGACAAGAUCAAUCACUAUAAUCGAUUAUGAGUAUGCAAGUUACAACCCUGUUGCUUAUGACAUAGCAAAUCAUUUCUGUGAAAUGGCAGCAAAUUACCAUUCUGAGACACCUCAUAUUUUAGACUACAGUCAAUAUCCAGAUCUGGAGGAGCGCCAAAGAUUUGUGAGCAUAUAUCUGAGUUCGGCAGGCAACCUACACAGUGACACAGAAGUGGAGCAGCUAGUUCACGAUGUGGAGAAAUACACUCUUGCUAACCAUCUCUUUUGGGGCUUAUGGGGAGUUAUUUCAGAUUAUGUGAACAAGAUUGAUUUCGACUACAUGGAGUAUGCAAGGCAGAGAUUUCAUCAGUACUGGCUGAGGAAACCAGCAUUAUUGGGCUAUUCAUGAAGUGCUUGGCAAACUCGUAUAAAAUUUCAUGAUUUCCUAGAUUUGGAAUUGGUAAGAAUCUAAACAUGUAGUAAUCCGCAUACGGCAGAGAAGCUGUUAUUGGAUCCACUUGUAACAUUAUAAUACUCAUAAUAAUAAUAAUAAAGUGUGUUUCCACUGCUCCA